Messenger RNA from Ilyonectria robusta, 4497 nucleotides. RefSeq lists its product as uncharacterized. The transcript has 13 exons. Gene Ontology annotation, molecular function: P-type ion transporter activity; ATP binding; ATP hydrolysis activity. The record is from RefSeq and is a predicted model, not a curated record. Gene Ontology annotation, biological process: intracellular calcium ion homeostasis. Lineage: Eukaryota; Fungi; Ascomycota; Sordariomycetes; Hypocreales; Nectriaceae. Bases 283 to 4272 code for a protein of 1329 amino acids. Gene Ontology annotation, cellular component: membrane.
CGUCAAGCCAGUUGACCGCCAAGGUACAUCUAGUACCUCGUGGUUCCAGCCUUGCAUGUAAUCCGGCCUAUCGGCGGGUGACUCCGGCUCCAUUUUUUUUAAAGUGCCUGAGUAGAGGGGCAAGGCCUGUCUUCAGCCUUGGUCGACCCUGGGCUAACGACGUAAUCGCAUCACCAGAAGACCACGCCGAACCACCGCGAGUCACCAUCUGACCCGACCUCCACCACUCGACUGCCCCAAUUCGUCCCCGAAAUGAGAGACAGUCGUCCCUAAUAUCCAGCCAUGGAAGAAAACGCUCCCCUGAGCCCCAGCGAGGGCGACGAUGCCCACAGGUCCAACGACGGACCUGUCUCGCUCUACCGUAUCAGUUCUAAUAUGAGUCGAUCAAGCAUCUUUGAGGAUGUCGAGAUGGCUCAUGAAGAGCUUUACUCGGGGCCUGUCGCCGAAAGUCUCCCGACAAGCGUGUCUGCCUUCUCCCAUCGCCGACCACGUGUCGACUCGACGACUAGCUUCACAUACUACGAGGACGAGCCCGAGAUAUUCCCGGAUACUAUCGAUUCCGAUGGCAUAGCUCGGCGAGGUGCCUCCAAUGACUACAUUCGACGAAGCGUCUCGGAUAUCGGAGACUUGGAAUUUGGCGACGUUGACGACGAGGACGAAGAUGAUGUCUCUUCCGAUCGCGAGUACGACGCCUCCCACGACGACUAUGCCCUUCACCGACGCUCCUCAAACCAUUCUCGGAGCUCGGUCCACGAUCGCCUUCUUCGCAGAGAUAGCACCACAACGAUUGGAAGCUUCCGCCAUCGUGGUCGCACGAGUCAAAAGGUGUAUAUGGUGAACGAGGACCUUACCAUUGCUAUCGCUGGUUUCCGGACAAGCCAGGCUGGCUAUAUUUUCUAUAUUUUAUCAUGUAUUCUGACUGGCGGACUCGCGUAUCUGCUGUUUCGGUGGGUGCCCCGAUGGUAUGUUGCCGUCCUCGGCGAAGCAUGCCCAUUAAGAGACUGUGACUGGGUUGUGAUUGAGAAUCAGUGGGGGGAGCUUGUCACCAUGAAAGUGCGAUCGCAGCCCUAUGGUCGGGUUCUGUCGACCAUCUUUGGUUUGCCCGAGAAGUUAUAUUCAGAUGUCCUCGACGAAGAUAGCGACCCUGUCUUGGACGACUUGCGAACCUUGGAUUAUCGUUACGUCCGUCUCUGCUACCAUCCCCUCAAAGACAAGUUUACACUUUGCAACGGCUGGAAGGACCCAAACUGGACCGAUAUACGACUCACCCGUGCCGGUCUGGAUAGCGAUGAGAAGGGCGUCCGCGAAAUCGUGUUUGGCGCCAAUCUCAUUGACAUCGAGCAGAAAUCGACGGGCCAGUUGUUAGUAGAUGAGGUGCUCCACCCUUUCUACAUUUUCCAGGUUGCCAGCCUUGUGUUGUGGUCCCUCGACAGCUAUUAUUAUUAUGCGGCCUGUAUCUUCAUUAUGUCCGUUGGAAGCAUCGCCGCGACAUUGAUCGAAACUCGAGCGACUAUGAAACGAUUGCGGGAAAUUUCCCGAUUCGAAUGCGACGUUCGAGUUCUUCGGAACGGUUUCUGGAGAUACAUAUCUUCGAGUGAUCUUGUCCCUGGCGACGUAUAUGAAAUCAGCGACCCAAAUCUGACACAAUUCCCAAGCGACAGUCUUCUAUUGGCUGGAGACUGUAUAGUCAACGAGAGCAUGCUUACUGGAGAAUCCGUGCCUGUUUCAAAACUUCCGGCAACGGACGAAACGCUUCUCGGUAUGGACUUAGCGGCUUCAUCUGUUACUCCUGAUACGGCUAGGCACUUCCUUUUCUGUGGUACGAAGAUUAUUCGUGCUAGGCGCCCACAAGAAGAUCAAGAUGGCGAUGCUGUCGCCCUUGCCCUUGUUGUUCGAACGGGUUUUAACACUACCAAGGGCUCCCUUGUGCGCUCAAUGUUGUUCCCGAAGCCGUCGGGUUUCAAGUUUUACCGUGACUCGUUUAGGUACAUUAGUGUCAUGGCUAUUAUCGCUGGCAUCGGCUUCGUUGCGUCGUUCAUCAACUUUAUCCGGCUCGGUGUUGCUUGGCACCUGGUCAUUGUUCGAGCGCUCGACCUCAUCACCAUUGUUGUACCUCCGGCUCUCCCUGCCACGUUGACCAUUGGAACCAAUUUCGCACUCAGCCGAUUAAAGAAAAAGCAGGUAUUCUGCAUCAGCCCCCAGAGGGUGAACGUUGGUGGCAAGAUCGAUAUUAUGUGUUUCGACAAGACGGGGACGCUGACCGAGGAUGGUCUGGAUGUACUCGGUGUUCGAGUUGUUCGCCGUGAAACGAACAAAUUUAGUGAGAUCAUCACAGAACCUCAACUGCUACUUGCAGAGGCGAUGCACCAGGGACCCCAGAGCAGUUUUCGAGCCGCUUUGCACACUAUGGCCACCUGCCACACACUGCGAUCUGUCGAUGAUGAGCUCGUGGGUGAUCCUCUUGAUCUCAAGAUGUUUGAGUUCACUCGCUGGACUUACGAGGAGGGGAAACAGAGCGUGGGCGAAGGAGAAGAUGAGGAACAAGGUGGGCUUGCGCCAUCUAUCGCGAGGCCCCCUAAUGCCAACCUUGAAAUUGGUGUGCUCAAGUCGUUUGAGUUUGUCUCCCAGCUACGACGAGCCAGUGUUAUUGUUCGUCAAUUUGGCCAGAAGAGUGGUGAUAUCUUUGUCAAGGGUGCUCCCGAGGCGAUGCGGGAAAUCUGUCGCCCCGAAAGCUUUCCGAGCGAUUACGAUCAACUCUUAUCAUUUUAUACCCAUAAAGGAUACAGAGUCAUUGGGUGUGCCUCCCGACAUCUGAAGAAGUUGAGCUGGGUCAAGGCUCAAAAGAUGAGUCGAUCUGAUGUCGAAAAUGAUCUUGACUUCAUCGGUUUCAUCGUCUUCGAAAACAAGCUUAAGCCCACCACUGCCGGCGUCCUGGAGGAACUACUUGCAUCCAACAUUGGUGCGGUCAUGGUAACGGGUGAUAAUAUUCUGACAGCCAUCAGUGUGGCGCGGGAGUGCGGUCUUAUGGACCGUACUGCUCACUGCUUCGUCCCUCGCUUCAUCCAAGGUGAUUGUCGUGAUGCGAAGGCUCAACUGCGAUGGGAGAGCAUUGACAACAAUCUGUACUGCCUGGAUGAAUCUACGCUACUGCCCCACCCUGCUCCACCGGAAGGUGAUGCAUCGCUGCCAUAUGAUAUUUCGAAUCUGCGUAAUUAUUCGUUGGCAGUCAGCGGAGAUGUGUUUCGCUGGAUUGUAGACUAUGGAUCCCCGCAGGUCCUCCAAAGAAUGCUUGUGACCGGGAAAGUCUUCGCGAGAAUGUCGCCAGAUGAGAAGCAUGAGCUGGUUGAGAAGCUUCAAAGCAUCGAUUACACCUGCGGCUUUUGUGGAGAUGGAGCCAACGACUGCGGAGCUCUAAAGGCAGCAGACGUCGGUAUCUCCCUGUCCGAAGCUGAAGCCUCCGUGGCAGCUCCGUUCACCUCGAGGGUGUUUGAUAUCCGUUGUGUGCUCGAAGUCAUCAAGGAGGGCCGCGCCGCUCUGGUGACCAGCUUCAGCUGUUUCAAGUAUAUGAGUUUGUAUUCGGCAAUUCAGUUUACGUCGGUCACCUUCCUCUAUGCCAAGGCUUCGAACCUUGGCGACUUCCAGUUCCUCUUCAUCGAUCUGCUCCUGAUUCUACCCAUUGCCAUCUUUAUGGGCUGGGCUGGGCCAGCGUCCACUCUAUGUCGAAAACGACCAACAGCGGAUCUCGUCUCGCGCAAGGUCCUUACUCCAUUGCUUGGAUUGAUGGUCGUAUGCAUUGCGUUCCAAGCUGUGACCUACGUGACGGUCAAGGAGCAGCCAUGGUACAUCCCCCCCAAGGUCAAUCAUGACGAACCGGAUAUCAAGAACUCGGAGAAUACGGCGCUUUUCCUGGUGUCAUGCUUCGAGUAUAUUUUAUCAGGUUUGAUUCUCAAUGCCGGUGCUCCCUUCCGACAAGGAAUAGCCCAGAACUGGCCAUUUAUGAUCACAGUUACCCUGGCAAUCCUGGCAACGGUGUACAUGGUUCUCAUACCGUCUAAAUGGUUGACCGCCUUAAUGGAGUUGACAAAUAUGAGUUGGGAUUAUGAGGUCUUCUUGAUUGGUCUGGGCAUUGCCUAUCUCUUGGUGGCUUGGGGAUACGAGAAGUACCUGUCUCUGCGGCUGGCCCGACUCAUCGGGCACGCGAAACAGCGAAUCACAGGAGCGUCAAAAAAGCGGAAGGAGUAUAAGGUCAUUCUAGAGGCGGCCCGAAUGUAGACUUUUGUACACAGAGUUUGACUGGGACUGGCGUUGUAUUCGGUGUAGCUAUCUAGGAGAGCGAGGGUGGUGGUAAUUUUCGGCCGAUUGCGUCGAAUAUUAAAAUUCCUGAAAUCGAAGUUGAUCGGGGCUACCGAGCUCCUGCAUGUCAUGACGUAUUUGACUUACAACUGGCAUCGAUUGUGGUGCAUACGCCCACCUACAUCUACGAAAUACCGACAGCCA